UGGGCUCCUCCUGACCAUGGUCAUCACAGGAUCUCAGGGUUGUUUAAAAUGUAGCAAAGAAGCCAUGGCACUUCAAGAAGAGUUCAAAAACAGCUACCUGGAAAACAAACUCCGAGGAGACCCUGAUCUCAAAACAAAAUUGAAGCAGCUCCUGGACAAUACCCUGGAAAGGUUAUGGCAACAACCCAUACAUCCACAAAAAUAUAUGGGUAUUAUUGAUGAAAUAACACUAAAAAAACUCACUGUAUACUUCAAACGCUCCCUGAAUCAGAUCAAGGAAAAUAACUUUGAAGGUGAGCAGCUUUUCAAUGAAGUGAUGUGGAGCCUUCAGAAACUGAUGACUUAUUUUGAAGAGGUCAUGCCACAAGUUGCAAAACUCUACUGCAGCAAUGAAUGUGGUAAGAUGUUUUAUACGUUUAUCAGUUGCGGCUCAUGUGCUACAAAUCAGCAGUCCUGUAGCAAGAACUUAAAGUGUGGAGAAAGGAAAGUUCAAGUGGAAAUGGAUGAAGAUUUGAUUUUGGAUUGUGCUCUGAAAUGGCAUAAGGCAAGCCAUGGAGUGAAGACGUACAGGUUCUACAGGAUGGUGGGUAACAAGGAGAAGCUGAUGGCCAGUGGGGCAGAUUCCUUUCUGACCAAGAAAGAAGCCAAUAUGAAUGAUGCAGGCACAUAUCGAUGUAAAAUGGUAGACACAAAUGGCGGUACGUCCAGCGAGCUUGACUUUCAAGUUGUGGUGCUACCUCCAAAAGAGAAGACCACCUGGUUUACCCACCCACCACCGCUGGUUUCACGGCCAUCAACACUGUCUCCACCACCAUCUUCAUUAUUGUCACCGCCACUUGUGACAGUGAAAAAUCCACUCACCCUAGGGAUUUCUUCCAGGGCUCCACCCCCUGAAGCUGAUUGGACAGCUUGGAAAGUGAGCGGGAUUACAGGAGUUUAUGUUAUUAUCGUCAUAUGGCUAAGGAGGAGGAAGAGGAUGAUGAUGACGAUGAUGAUGACGAGAGUGACAGUGAGAGUGACAGUGAAUCAGAGAGUUAGUGGAAAAUGUGAAAUGUCCCCUGCCUCUUUGAAAUUACUUGCAACCAGCACCCUCCUUAUCUUGAUUUUCCAUACUUUUAUUUUUAUUUGUUUAUCUGGAUUUCAUAAAUAUAGUGUAUUUACUUUACUAAAGAUUAGGAUGUUAAGGAAAUUUUCACCAGAUUCUAGUGAAGAGGAUUUGCAGUUUUCAUCAAAAUCAGUUUCUUCUAUUCCAGGAUUGACCAUAGUAAAAUCUUUUCAUGUAUUUGUAAAAAUAAAGUUCUGGGGGGGAAAAGUGUGUUUCUGAUUGAUUGGUGAUUUACAUGUCACCAAAUUCAAGCCAAUUCUUAGCAACUUCAUCAAUAGAUCUCCUUCAGAUGACCUGUCCCUAAUCCUGGUCCUUUUCAGAGCAUUUCCAUGAAUGCAAAAAUGAUUCAAAGCAGGGAUUUUCAAACCUAACAACUUUAAAUU
Pantherophis guttatus is the source of this 1488-nucleotide messenger RNA. RefSeq names its product izumo sperm-oocyte fusion 1 (gene IZUMO1). The record is from RefSeq and is a predicted model, not a curated record. Gene Ontology annotation, molecular function: protein binding involved in heterotypic cell-cell adhesion; signaling receptor binding. Gene Ontology annotation, biological process: heterotypic cell-cell adhesion; fusion of sperm to egg plasma membrane involved in single fertilization; sperm-egg recognition. Lineage: Eukaryota; Metazoa; Chordata; Lepidosauria; Squamata; Colubridae. Gene Ontology annotation, cellular component: plasma membrane; acrosomal membrane.